Molecule: messenger RNA, 468 nt
Organism: Hippopotamus amphibius kiboko
Lineage: Eukaryota; Metazoa; Chordata; Mammalia; Artiodactyla; Hippopotamidae
Gene: SCP2D1
Product: SCP2 sterol binding domain containing 1
Exons: 1
Coding region: 1-468 (155 amino acids)
Cellular component (GO): cytosol
Source: RefSeq, a predicted model, not a curated record
AUGUGGAAGAGAAUCGACCAUCAACUCAAGAUCAAAGUAGGGGAUGGGCCUCAGGCAGGCCAGUUCAAGGAAUUGUGUCCAGCUCAGGAACCCUCCGUGCCACACCCUUUAGUGCUGUCAGAAUUCCAGAGCUUCCCCGUGUUCGAGGACAUCAGCCAUCACAUCAAAGAGGUGGGGGCCCAGCUGGUAAAGAAAGUCAAUGCCGUCUUUCAGCUGGACAUCACCAAGAAUGGGAAGACCAUUCUGCAGUGGACCAUUGAUCUGAAGAAUGGCUCUGGGGACACAUAUCCUGGACCCGCCAGGUUUCCAGCAGACACUGUCUUCACAAUCCCUGAGCCUGUCUUUAUGGAGAUGGUUUUGGGCAAAAUAAACCCUCAGAAGGCUUUCCUUGCCGGCAAGUUCAAAGUGAGUGGCAAAGUUCUGCUUGGCCAGAAGCUGGAGAGGGUUUUCAAAGACUGGGCUAAGUAG